Camelina sativa (false flax) is the source of this 815-nucleotide messenger RNA. Lineage: Eukaryota; Viridiplantae; Streptophyta; Magnoliopsida; Brassicales; Brassicaceae. The record is from RefSeq and is a predicted model, not a curated record.
CAAAGGACAAAGCGAUAUAUAUAUAGACGAAAAUGAAGGGAAAUCUGUGGUUAAUUGCUUUGUUUUUAGCUCUCUAUUUGGUGAUUUCAUCUUAUGCAGCUUCAAGUGAGACAUACCAAAUCCGAAAACUUUUGGGUAUAAUAACACGGCCUAGUUCGUCAAGACCGGCAGGCCAGUGUUGUUAGCUAGGCAAAGGCGGCUAGAGAAGGGAGCAUGAUGCUCCCGUUUUAUGGGUCGUACGUAGUGUUUAGACUUUGAUUGGACUGGUACUUAAUUUUAUAACUGUAUACUAUAGUUAGAAUUUAGAAAUAAAGAGGGAAUCAACCACAUUAAAAUAGGUUCUUACUUUAAAUGAGCUAAGAAUAAAAUGUUCUAAUGUUAUAAACUCUACGUUAAUUAGAAAGAAAAUAAAAAUUAAGUCCAUCGCUAAUACUUUUUUAUUUACAUUAAUUUUCCUCUAUCAAAAACCGCUGAUACUAUUUUAAGUAGUAACACCGUUUGUUUAUUUGACAAGAAACAAAAAUGUUGUCGUUUCUUUCAACAACGUACAUAUUUAUUCGCGAGUGGUGAUAUACAACGCUGAUACCAGUAAAAAUUUGUGUAAUCGCUUUGCUGCAUAUCUCUAUACUUAUUUUUUGUUUGGUUGAGCUAAUUAAAUCCCUUAGAAAGUUCGAACUUUCGCCUUUGAUCUCUCUAAUCCCAUAACUAAAAUUAAGGUUAAUGUACGCUUAUGAAAAAGGCACACACUAAUUCGUCGUCUCCAGGUAGGAUCAGACCCAUGGUCACUAUAAACCUCCCAAAAGGUAUCAUGCCAC